Messenger RNA from Tilletiopsis washingtonensis, 621 nucleotides. RefSeq lists its product as hypothetical. The record is from RefSeq and is a predicted model, not a curated record. The transcript has 5 exons. NCBI's taxonomy places the organism in Eukaryota, Fungi, Basidiomycota, Exobasidiomycetes, Entylomatales. The coding region runs from base 1 to 621 and encodes 206 amino acids.
AUGGUUUCCACCCGCGAACUUAAGACUGAGAGCACCUCGCGCGUCGGCCUCGGCCUCGCCCGUGCGCUGCUCACGCCCGACACGCGCUCGCUGCACCUCUUCGCCUUCGGCAUCUCCACGGGCGCCGCUGUCUGGCACACGCUCAUCUCGGCCCCGGCCUCGUACAAGAACCUGCCGCGCCAGUCCUUCGGCAACCUGCAGGCCGUGCUCCUCCCCUCCGUGUUCGGCGUCCAGGCCGCCGCUGCCGGCAGCCUGCUCUUCUCGUUCCUGCGCGAGUACCCCAUCGUCUACCACCGCUUCGACCUGCUCGACGUCCACUGCUGGCAGGCCGUCACGCUCCUCACGACGACGGGCCUCAGCCUCUUCAACCUCCUCGUCGCCACGCCCACGGCCACCAAGAUCAUGAACGACCGCCACCGCCAGGAGCGCGCCGAGGGCAAGGACUUCUCGGACCCGUCGGCCUCGGAGAAGAUGAAGAAGCUCAACGUCGAGUUCGCCAGCGCCCACUCGCUCUCGGCCACGCUCCAGCUCUUCGCCAUCGGCGGCCUUGUCGAGUACGGCCUCUGGCUCGCCAAGUACGGCCUCGGCGAGAUGUCGCUCAAGCGCGUCGUCCGUUCGUAA